CUCGCUGCCGCCUGCCUGUCCGAGCACUGGACAGCAUCGCCUCCACGCCCCUAAGUACCCUGGUCUUCUCCGGUACCGCGUCCCUCCCCCGGCGCGGAUCCAACGCUCUCCAGGGUUAACGUUCUCUUGGUCGGGUGGUUCCCGUGUACGCCGAAUUCAACCUCGACUCGCUCCCGGCCGCUCUAUUGCCUCGUUAUUAGUGGCCCAGCCAUAAAGGGAUGUGGCCUCCGCUCGGACGACAGAACUCGGACGGCGCAUGGGAAGUCGUGGACUCGAAGAGCGUCGAGCCUGUGUGUGUCUACGACGACCCUGAUGAUCUCCCCAUUAUGCGGGUGGCCUCGGAGAACGUGAACGUGUCGUGCACGUACGACGUCCGGCGGCCGCACCCGGACGACAAGGCACGCAGCCCCGUCACCGCAGCGCUCCUCACCGCACGCGGCCGCCUCCUGCGCGAGGCUGCGCGCGCGGGCUAUAACAUCCUGCUCGUCGAAGGAUGGUCCGUGACCCUCCAACGCAGAUCCGCCAUCCACACCGCGCAGAGCCACCCGCACGCCCCCGCCUUCCGGCUCUCCGUGCACUACACCGGGCGGCCCGCCUUCGUGGGCGGCACGGACCCGGGCACGCGGCCGCCCCCGCCGUUCUUCGGUAUGCUCCAGGACUGGGGCGCGCACCUCGAGCGUGUGUACUUCAGCGCGGUGCCCCCCGACGACGCCCGGGGGAAGGAGCAUAGGGAGCGGUCGGUGUCGCGCUCGGCGUCGGCAACGUCGCGGGUGUCGCGGGUGUCACGCAUGCUGAGGUCGCCGUCGCCACCGCGGUCCGCGUCGCCCAGGGACGCGAAGAGGCCCGCGAAUAGGAAGAGAGUCGUGCAGGCGUGGAGGCGGGGGCUCUCCGGUGUGUUGAGGAUCAUCCGUCUCUGAGGAUGAGAGGUGCCAGCGAGGGCACCCCAGCGGUGGGUAAGCCAUCGGCUGGACGUCUGGUGCUGUCCAAGUCCUGCUCAAGUAAACGCAUUGUAAUAUUAGCAUAUGUAGUUGUCAUUCAUCACACUCGUCGAUCCUCACGUAGCCAGCCCACCUGCACUAGUACCCGUAGCACUUUCAUGUAGCGCACAGUCAAUGAUAGCACCCUCUGCUCAACCACACAUAUCAUCUAGGAUCACUUUCAACCAAGACAGCG
Fomitopsis serialis is the source of this 1173-nucleotide messenger RNA. RefSeq lists its product as uncharacterized. The transcript is spliced from 4 exons. Lineage: Eukaryota; Fungi; Basidiomycota; Agaricomycetes; Polyporales; Fomitopsidaceae. Bases 219 to 917 code for a protein of 232 amino acids. The record is from RefSeq and is a predicted model, not a curated record.